Molecule: messenger RNA, 1938 nt
Organism: Penicillium soppii
Lineage: Eukaryota; Fungi; Ascomycota; Eurotiomycetes; Eurotiales; Aspergillaceae
Product: putative transcription factor
Exons: 3
Coding region: 1-1938 (645 amino acids)
Biological process (GO): DNA-templated transcription
Cellular component (GO): nucleus
Molecular function (GO): DNA binding; zinc ion binding
Source: RefSeq, a predicted model, not a curated record
AUGGGCGACUCGGCAAACAGAGGCCAUAAUACCUCAGUGCCAGUGCCAGAAUCUGCUCGCUCGGUGUCUCAGGGGACCCCUACCAUGGACCCUGUCAUGGAAGCGCCGAUCGACGGGCAUUCAGAAUGCGGCAGCAUGCGCAUCAGUGAGUCUGAGCUACGGUAUGUAGGUGGUGAUCACUGGGCGGCGAUUCUCGAUGGCAUCGCAGAUUUAAAGGACCACUUUGAUCGCGAUGAGCAAUUACGACUAGCUAAUACCCCAGACCAACUGUCAGACGAGCCUGCCCAGGACCCGUUCCGGCCAAGAUCUGGGUAUGCGCUACUCCUCUACGGAUGCCGUAAGAUCGCUUCUCGUGGCGAGAUUUUGGCAGCGCUUCCCCCCAAGGCUGCUGUUGAUCGCUACAUAUCUCGAUUUUUCAAUUAUCUAGAUCUAGUUUCUGCUUGUUCGUACUCUACUUGGUGCUCCAUCGGGUAUGAGGCAUUUUGGACGAAUCCAUCCAGCGUUCCAAUCAUGUGGAUCGGUCUUCUGUUCAGCAUGAUUUGCCUUGCCUGUUUGACUACGGAUACAUUCGACGCCGAAGUUGAACAUCUGACGCUUCAAAUUGAUCUCUAUCGAGAAAAGAUCGUCCAAUGUCUAGUGUUGGGCGAAUACACUAGAACAGGGCCGUAUGUUCUUCAAACGGUGAUCAACUACGUUUAUAUUGAAUUUUGCCUUCGCACGGAUGCCGAUCAAGAUACGUGGUAUUUAAUGGCCCUGGAAAUAAAUCUGGCCAUGCGGAUGGGCUACCACCGCGAUCCCAGUCAUUUCCCAGGAAUUUCUCCCUUUCAGGGGGAGAUGCGUCGCCGUUUGUGGGCAACAGUCUUAAUGGGCGACACACUUGUGUCCAACCAAAUGGGCAUGCCACGCAUGAUAUCCGACUGGAAAUGGGACACAGCAGAGCCGCGAAAUUUGAACGACACGGACUUUGACGAACAGUCUGUAGACCUUCCUCCAUCGCGUCCCUUGACUGAAUACACCAAUUCCAUUGGACUGAUCGCUCGACGUCGUAUCUUGGCAGCACUGGGCACAGUGGCCGACCUCACAGAUGCGGUUCAGCCAUGUAGUUAUGCAGAAGUCAUGCGCGUUGACGGCAUACUGCAAGAAGCCGCAGCCAGUAUUCCGCCCCUUUUGCAGAUGAAGCCCUUGGCGACGAGUGUGACGGACUCUCCGCAGGUUAUCAUGUCGCGAUUAUUCUUGGGUCAUAUGGUUUACAAGGGGCAGAUUGUUCUUCAUCGACGGUUUCUGUAUACAAGCUCGGCUAAUACAGACGACGAUCCAAUGAAAUACUCGCGAACAGCAUGCUUGGAUGCUUCGCUGGGCAUGCUGAACAUCCAACACAUGCUUGAUGAGGAAACAUGCCCGGGCGGCCAACUUUAUACCAUGAGGUUCCGUGUGACCUCCCUAAUGAACCAUCAAUUCCUCACUGCUACUAUGGUACUAUGCUCCAUGUUGUGUCGGGGGAAAACAUUACAGCGGGAACAGGAGAUUCGGGCAGCCCUUCAAAUCUCCAGGUCCAUCUGGAUGCGAAGGAGUUCCACUUCCAAAGAAGCAACAAAAGCCGCCGAAACUGUGAGUUUCGUCCUCGCAAAGGCUGGCGAUGGUCACAAGUCCGACCUGUCUUUCAACCAAGAUGUCUCUCGCGAUUUACAAGACAAUUAUCAAACGUACGCUUUACUCGAGAAUUGUGCCAAAGCUACGGGCCAACCACUGGAUGAAAGGCUGCUAUUACCAGAAAAUAUGAAUUUAUUCGAGCCCGAUCAUUUUCUAAUGACAGGCUCCUUUGGAAUGUUGGCUUCGUCCAAUCAGCAAGUUCAACCAUUCGGACCAAACUUCAACGCAUUGGAGAGACCAACUGAAGGUUGGAUGAUGAUGAAUAUGCCAGGGCAAAACUGGUCAUAA